Messenger RNA from Nasonia vitripennis (jewel wasp), 5151 nucleotides. RefSeq names its product glycine-rich protein DOT1. The transcript is spliced from 9 exons. The record is from RefSeq and is a predicted model, not a curated record. Lineage: Eukaryota; Metazoa; Arthropoda; Insecta; Hymenoptera; Pteromalidae. Bases 298 to 1251 code for a protein of 317 amino acids.
UCCUCUUUCCGGCGGCGCGGAUCACUCCACCGGCGGCGUCGUCCAUCUUCCAAACUCGAGUUCGGCUUCUUUAGCCCGCGUCGCAGUACACAGACUUCCUCCCGGGCGCAGGACGCAGAAAAAACGACGCGACAACGUGAGUAGCGCAUCGCGUACAUCGAGUCAACAGCGAAAAUACGAGUACGUCGUCUCGUUACGGCACGCUCGUGUUGUACUUGCGAGUAUAUGUGCAUUAACUGAGUAAGGAGCGCGUCAGGGUAGAUACGUUUACGUGCGAACCAGAAAAAAAAAGAAAGGAUGGCGGAUGCAGCACCGGCGAGAGGAGGAUUCCGUGGACGCGGAGGACCCGGCGGACCGCCGCGCGGACGCGGCGGUUUCGAGCGUGGAAGAGGUGGCCCACCUAGAGGCAUGAUGCGUGGUCGAGGGGGACCAGGUGGAAUGAGGGGAGGCCCACCAAUGCGAGGCCGAGGAGGUCCACCAAGCAGAGGGCGUGGAGGACACUUCCCAGCUGGAGGACCACCAGAAGUAGCAGGUGGUGGAGCUGGAGGUCCUGGAGGAGCACCAAGGGGUAGGGGAGGAGCAGGAGGCUUCAGAGGCAGAGGUCGAGGAGACUUUGGCCGUGGAGGAGGUGGUGGAGGUUUCAGAGGUCGUGGAGGACCAGGAGGUGACAGGGGACGAGGUGGAAGGGGUGGACCACGCGGCGGCCCAGGUGGCGGUCGCGGAGGCAUGGAACGCGGAGGUGGUCGAGGCGGUGCAGGCGGCCGCGGAGGACCACAGAAGCGUGGAGGAGGCCCACCCGGAGCCAACGGCCCACCAAAGAGGCCAAGGUUCGAUGCACCGGCGCCACCGCCAGCCAACGGCUACGUCACACAAGCCCCAGCUCCGGGUUACGGCAGUGCAGGCAAUGGUUAUGCGGCGCCGGCGCCGCCCGCGGGAGGCUACGGUGGCGGUGGUGGCUACCCCCCUCAGCAAGGCGGAUAUGCACAAGGCUACCAAGGCUAUGAGAGCUACCAGCAACCCCCGGAAUACGCGCCGUCUGCGGGAUAUGCGACAGCUCCCCCACCAGAUAACCGAUAUGGAGCACCUCCAGUUGCUGGCUCUGGCUAUGCAGAUCCUUAUGGAUAUAAAGCACCAGCUCCUGCUACUUAUCAACAAGAGCCAGUUGAUAGCGGAUAUUACAAUUAUUCUUCCGGUUACGACUACCAAGGCCAGUCUGCUAAUUACACACCUAUGAACUAUGGAAGCAAUUAAUCAAAUACCGCAGUUUCAUGAUUAUGCGGCCCAUGAAGGUGUUUAUGGAAGCCAGGACUAUGGUAAGUACCGAUAUUAAACCGAAGCAAAAAAGCGUAGCUUGCGUCAAUACCCCUUGACACUGCUGUGAGUGAUUCUGCCUUAGAAUUAAUAAAUGUAUUUGUGCUUGCUGAAAAGCAUUAAACACAUUAAAAGAAAUGAAAAAAAUGCACAAUUACUUACCUCAGUGUUGGCUCAUUUGGGAGAGUUAUAAAUUAGGUCUCUGUUAGAUAAUUACAAAUAACUUAAUGUCACCCACAUAGAAAUUUAUAUAAAAGCAUAUAAGGUGAAAAAGAGAAUAAUAUCAAUGGGGUAACAUUAAACCGUAGUAGGACUCACUUUGACGAACGUUUGAUGGUUGCUAUUAUAAAGAUAGUGUGUAUAUUUAUAUGGAGUCUUAAGUCGAAAAACAAGGCGAGAUGCAAGGAAAUAAUUUUUAUGGCAUAUUACUACUAUAAUCAAUCACUUUGUAAAAUAAUAUAUGUAAACUAAAAGUCAUACUUGCCAACUUCCAGUAAAUUUUUAUCAAACUACGGACAGCGUAUAAUUUCAUUGCGAAAAAUAUAUAAUUUGGCACAUUUACAAAUCAUAAAGGAAAAAUGCGUACAAGAAUACUUGAACAGCAAUGAAAUUAUUGAUUAGCUUUUUUAUAUACAUAUUCUGUAUUGAUUUUAAAAGAUGAACAAUUUAUUAACUUAAUGUUGAGUGAACAAACUUAAUAAUGUUUUCUAAUACGUAGUUUGUUUUGAUAAAAGUGAAAAAUCGUUAUCAAUGCGUAUGCACGAAAAAAGUAUAUAGAGUAUCCCAAGUGUAUAUCAGUUUAGUGACCGAGAUGAUGCUGUAUACACGAAGAAUGAAAAUAUUCGUGAAAUAAUGCGGUUUUUAUAAAUUGCCACUUGGUAUCAGAUUUGAUUAAUUAUUUCAUCCAAAGCGUGAAAAAGUUAUUUUGUUUGAGAUUUAUUAUUUUAUUUUGUUUUAACAAGAAAAGUAUUUUAAAGAAAUAAAAGACGAGAUAAGUCUUUAAUAAUGACAAAAACUUCAAAAUAUUUCUUCUGACUUUAUCAUGCUUAUGGAUAUUAAAAUAAUUAUUUGGUGUAGAGAAAAAUGAGAAGCACAAUUUUGCUGGUUACUCAUAUCACUUUACACUUGAACAGCGAUAAAGACAUUCAACAUAAUUUCUAUUAGGCUUAAGUUGUGCUCAGUAUGCAUUUGUUUAUACAAUUUAAACUUAGCAAUUAUCAAAUCGCCAAAAUUGCUAGUAGGUACAUCAUAAUAUAAGAAAACAAAAAAAAUGAUCGACUCGUUUUUUUAAAGAAACUCGCCUUAUUUUCUAAUGAAUGUGCUAGAUUUUUAUGGUAAAUAUAGAUGCAAGUAUUUUGUCUUUUCUUAAAUAACUAUUGUGAAGUGGAAGAUUACCAAAAAAUUGUACAAUUAGGAAUUUAUUAUUGUGAUUGUUCACUAAUAGAGAUUAAGAUGUUUAUUGACAUAAGAAAAAAUAGUAUUUUAUUUCCCGAAAGUAUGAGACAUGACCUUAUAAUGCGAAUUUUACUGCGAUACUGUUAGUAUAACUUCACUUCUUUUUACAAAAGCCGGAUGUGAGACAUCAAGUCUUUAAACAAUAAUUUUAGUUGAAUGAUUUAUAUUGCGCAACAAAAUACAGAAAAAAGUCCAAUAACCAUUUGUCAAGUAAAAUGAAUUUAAUAAUUCCAUUGUGGUCAUUUACAUUUCAUUCUCCACUAAAAAUUGGAGAAUCCUUUUGAAUGGCUGAGAGAUAUAAAGAUGAAAAGCAUGCGUAGAAUUGUUUUUGUUUCUUUUUUUAUUUAAUCCUGCUAGGAAAAUGCACUACAAUUUUUUUUAAGAAACAAAAAAGAAAUAAAAAUAUAAAAUACAUUGUAAAUUGUCAUAGCCGUAGUUUAGUGACAAGCAUUGAACAUUGUAAGCUAUUGAAAAAAUACUUCAGCUUUGAAGCACCCAAAAAACUUAUUAAAAAACCAAAUUAACGAAAGUUUUUGCAUUUAUUACCUCCUAUUAUAUGAAAAACGAGCAUUGAGUGUCGAAGGAAUGAAUAAUUGAAGAAAAAAAUUAGUUUAUUGAUAAUCAAACUUACAUGACUUUCAAUAUUUUAAGCAAACACGUUGAACAAUAUACAGAAACAGGUAAAUAAUUGAAACCUCUAUAUAGUGUAUCAUAAUUAUUUGUAAUAUCCGUAGUAGUUAUAUUUGUGUUCCUUAAAUGGUGGCCACUAAACUUGGAUAUUAACGUAAUAGUCAGGGAAAUGGCGAUAGCAAUUAUUGCAAACAUAUGAAAACGAGAAUGAAAUUUUAGCUAGAGUAAUGAAUCACUUGAAUCCAUAAUUCAGUGGUCACCAUUGAAAUCUUAGCAUUUAAAGAGCAAAAUAUUUUUAAAACAAUUCUAUUUUUUACAAACUUUGUAAGUAUUGAAAUAACCUUAUUUAAGUCAUAUGAAAGGCACAAUUUUAUUUUAGAAUUUCUGCAUACUGUAUCAUACAUAUAUUUAUAUUUACAUGCACAAAAGAACAAAACUAUUGCAACUUCUUUAAGAAGUAAACCAGCACACAAAUGAGCUAAAAAACAGUACAAAAGCAAACUUUAAGUCUAGAGAUUUUAAACUUAAAGUUGUAACGUAGAUAUGCAAUUUCCUAAUUAAAAAUUCUAUUAUGAAGAUGUUUUCUCGUUAUACAUAUAUCUUUUGAUUUAUUUCCACUAUUAUAUCUUAAAAUGCUUGGUUGAUGAACAUUUUUCAGUUUUUUUGAUCAAAUUUUGUUACUGUAUAUGUUGUGUACUAGUUUUAAAGUUAAGUCUCAAAUCUCGCGAGAGAAAGAGAAAGCGUAACAUCGAACGAAAGAAUAUACAAUAUAUCUAUAAUGUGCAGUCUUUUCACAUGAAUUCAGUUUAUUUCACAGGCAGCAAGCUAAAAUACUUUCAGGAAUGAUAUACAAUGAAACAGCAAGCGGAUCCCAUUGCAAUAAUAAAAAGCAAAAAAAUAAAAGAAAAAAUGGCGCAUCUAAAGAGUCAAAAACAGCUGACAAUAAGCUGAGCAGAUUUAAGAUAGAAACAGAGACAUAAAGCUAGUGAAAUGCCACAAGUUAUGUAUUGAAGCAACUUAUAAAAACUACACCACGCCUACAAAUUUAAAACAAUUUAAUGAGUCAAAGUAACAAUAAAAAAUAGCUUUUCAAAAGUUAAUGCACUUUAGAGAUAAAGCGAUUGCAUUAUAUACUAUUUUUAAAGAAAUUUGAAAUUAAGAAAGAUAUACAUUUGAGAGUGAGUCCGCAAUGAAAAAAAAAACCUGACACAAAACCAUUUCUAGUUGACGAAAAAUGAUUAAAAAUCUUAUGGGCAUUCAUUGAAAGCUUGAAAUGAUAGAAAUUCUCGAUAGUAAAGCUUAAAAGUAAAGCUCCAUCUCAAGCGCAAAAACAGUCGCAGGUUGGCAUCAAAAGACGCAAGACGACCAAAGCCUGGACAUUUCCCAUCGAAGAAGACGUCUACAUGGCUGGCGGCGCCCUCGACUGUGAUAAGAAGUAAAGAAUCUCUGAGGAGUUUAUUUUUUUUUAUUUUGAAUAUACUUUACUCGAACGACCUUUUGAAGUCUCUUCUUAACGUUCGUUACGUUUUAGUAACGCGUCUUUAUUUCGUUUCAAUCUAUAAUCAUGCUUCAAAUGGUCAUAAAAUGUUUGUGCUACGACUGUUUUGCAACUCGUGCUGUGAUACCCAAGACUGACAAAUAUUCUGUGCUCAACCACUGCAGAAAGAAUAUUUCAAAGUUAUAUUUAUAUACAAGGUGUGUACAAAACACAUAGUCAAGAAGAAGAAUAAACGAAAAUAUUUUUCCACGUUGAAA